Penicillium cosmopolitanum is the source of this 2073-nucleotide messenger RNA. RefSeq names its product ASCC2 family CUE domain-containing protein. The record is from RefSeq and is a predicted model, not a curated record. The coding region runs from base 1 to 2073 and encodes 690 amino acids. Lineage: Eukaryota; Fungi; Ascomycota; Eurotiomycetes; Eurotiales; Aspergillaceae. Gene Ontology annotation, molecular function: ubiquitin binding. The transcript has a single exon.
AUGGCAAAGUUCCCGGGAAUGGCCCCGGUGCCUUCCCCCGCAGUGCAAAGCAAUAUUCCGUCAAAUGACUGGGAGGCUUUUCUUGAUGCAUGGAUUACCCUGAUUGGAAUCCGAUUGAACACCCCAGACGACAAAUUUCAAGAGGCAGCCGACGACGACCCUUCCGGGGUAUCCUUCCUGAAAAGUUUCUAUGAACAGGCUGCAGCAGGGUCCCCAGGUCUACAACAUGGUCCCAAAGGCCGAAUUUUAAGGAAACUAUGUUUCCUGGCUACAAGACGAUAUAUCCUUGGUCUGUCAAAUCCAUCAGAGAUCCUUAUCAGCUGGCAAUUCCUCGGCAAUCUAUGUUGCUGCUAUCCGUCAAGCAGUGUAUUGAAGACAACUCUUUCAACUGCAUGGGAUCGGCAUGAAGAUAAGAUAUCAUCCAGUAUGGAACAGGCAAAGGCCCUGGUUAUCAGGAAGCUGUCAUCAGGUGUACCCUCUCACGGAUCUAUCAUUUUUGUGGAGCUUCGAUGCUUGACUAUCCUGGCCUCGGUCCUGCCACCAUGUGGCCAGAUACUUAUGGCGGGAUCCGAUUAUCUCGACAUAAUGACGGAGACGUACCAGAAACAAUCAUCACGGAACGAUAUCCACAAGAUACUCACAGCCAAUGUCUAUGUCGGCCUGAUAUCUUUACUCAAAGAGCCAUCACCCAACCUAUCCUUACUUCUGGACCAAUUUUUCAGUCUCAAAGCCAGCGCCGGCGUGGGAACACCGAAAGUGAAAAAGGAGGCCACACUUCUCUCAGACCUCGUUUGUAGCUCAGAUCUACUCCAACGACUAGAGAACUUUCUCACAGUCCAUCCCCAGAAACGGGGUCAAGACUUACUUACCAGUCUACGCGCUUAUCAAAUAGAGACAAAGUUUCUCCACAUCCGAUAUCAAAAACGCAGAAAGACCGAAAAGGGCAAAGAACGUUCUUCAGGCCUCCAAAUCCCAGAAGAGAUCCACGCACACAAGAUGUCCCUAGUCUCACAAGUGCAAGAUCUAUUCCCAGACCUAGGCUCUGCCUUCGUCGUCCGACUCCUAGACGUCUACAACGACAAUCCAGAAACAGUCGUCGCCCACCUCCUCGACGACUCACUCCCAUCCGAACUCCAACUCCUCGAUAGAACCGAACAGCUUCCCCAACCACAAACCUCAGAGCAAAAUCAACACGAAAACCUCGCACCUCACCCAACCCCACCCCUGGACCCAAUCCCAGCCCGCAAAAACAUCUUCGACUCAGACAUCGACAUAGCAUCCCUAGAUCUAUCCGACAAAUCCUCCAAGGGCAAACUCCACUUCGGUCGCGCAGACCAAGAUCAAACAGCCGACACCGUCCUCUCAGACAGAACCCAACACACAGCCAACAAAGCCGCAAUCCUCUCCGCACUAGCAGCCUUCGACUCAGACGACGACGAGCGAGACGACACUUACGACGUCGGAGAUGUAGGCGGUACCAUUGACGCAGCAGCAACAAGCACCUCCGACGCUGACGCCGUCACAAAGCGUCUAGCAGAUGACCAGCUAGACAUGAUCCUCUACCGCGCCUACAAGUCCAAUCCAGCUCUAUUCAGCCGUGACGCUGCAACCCGUCGUUCUCAGCCGCGUGCCUCGCUAAAACGCGAGACGAAUAUGACUGAUGAAGCUGUUGAAGGGUGGGCGGUGAUGUUGGCGCGGGAUCCGAAGCGGAUGGCUAAAUUUGCGGAUCGGGUUGCUGUUGAUGCGGGUGGUUCUGAUGGUGGGGCCUUGAAUCAGCCUGAGCUUCAGUCGACUUCGUAUCGGAGACCACAGGCUGGUAGUGAUGAUGAUUCUACGGAGGCGGAGGGGUCGGCGGGUCGGGGAGGGAGAGGUGGUGGACGGGGUGGACGGGGAUUUGGAAGGGGACGUGGUAGGGGUAGAGGUAGUGGCGGUGGAGCACCUGGAGGCACAGGAGAUUCAAGUUCACCUGCGGCGCAUCAGAGGAAAGAGCAGAAUAAGGCUAGUCGGGCGAAUCAUAAUCGGCGACAACAGAGGGCGAAGAAGAUUGCCCGUGGGGGUGGGUUACCUGGUUGA